Messenger RNA from Zingiber officinale, 856 nucleotides. RefSeq names its product Golgi apparatus membrane protein-like protein ECHIDNA. The coding region runs from base 147 to 698 and encodes 183 amino acids. The record is from RefSeq and is a predicted model, not a curated record. Gene Ontology annotation, biological process: vesicle-mediated transport; protein secretion. Lineage: Eukaryota; Viridiplantae; Streptophyta; Magnoliopsida; Zingiberales; Zingiberaceae. The transcript has 6 exons. Gene Ontology annotation, cellular component: Golgi membrane.
AACCAAACAGUUGGACGGAUCGUUUACGGUAAUUAAGUCCAUUUUGCUGCGUUCGUUGCGGAGAAGGGUAAGGCUCAUCUUCUCGUGUUCGAUUCGAUCGCUGAGACUGAGAACGCCGGAAGGGGAUCGCCAAUCUCACUCUCCAGAUGGAUUCGAUUCAGCCUCCAGUGGAGAAUUAUGCCAACCCUAGGACGUGCCUUUUCCAUGUUCUUUUCAAGGGUGCAGCGCUGGCUUUCUACAUCCUGUCGGCGCUCUUCAUUGACAGUUUUGUCAUCAUUUUUGUGGUAACUGUUUUUCUUGCGGCUCUAGAUUUCUGGGUCGUCAAGAAUGUCAGUGGGAGGAUUUUGGUCGGGCUGAGGUGGUGGAAUGAGAUCAAUGAGGAUGGAGAAAGCAUUUGGAAGUUCGAGUGCUUGGAUCAGGAGUCUCUUGCACGUAUGAAUAAGAAGGAUUCUUGGCUCUUUUGGUGGACCCUUUAUCUCACAGCUGUUGCGUGGCUUUUUCUAGCAAUAUUCUCACUUCUAAGAUUUCAAGCAGAUUAUCUCCUUGUAGUAGGAGUUUGUUUGACCCUCAGCAUCGCAAAUAUUGUUGGUUUCACUAAAUGCCGUAAAGAUGCCAAGAAGCAGAUUCAACAAUUUGCAACUCAGACGAUUGCAUCCCGCUUCACUUCAUCAUUACAAACAGCAUUUAGUGUCGUCUAAAACAACAUUAAGGUAGAUACGGCUAUGUCAGAGUAGCAUGUUUUUUUUUCUCAGGAAGAAUUUCAUUCUUCCAAAGUUUUUCCAUUAAGCCGUGUAUGAUCUGUUUGGACCGUAGUUUCUUCCGCUUAUAAAGUUUAUUGUGGUUCAUUUUGAGAUUA